CCGGGGCGGAUGCUGGCAGGCGCCGCGACCCCUCGCGUGCCCACGCUGCCGCCGGAGCGACCUGUCUGCCGGCCAUGCAGGAGCCCCUGCUGGGCGCCGAGGGCCUGGACUAUGAUACCUUCCCCGAGCAGCCGCCCGCCUCGCCGGGAGAGACGCCGAGAGGCGGGGUCCUACAGAACAGAAAGGUGAUUCUGGCCACGUUUGCAGCCGUGCUGGGCAACUUCAGUUUCGGCUAUGCCCUGGUCUUCACGUCCCCGGUCAUCCCAGCCCUGGAACGGUCCUCUGAUCCUGCGCUGCACCUGACCAAGAUCCAGGCAUCCUGGUUUGGGUCCAUCUUCACCUUGGGAGCGGCGGCCGGGGGCCUCAGCGCCAUGGCCCUCAACGACCUCCUGGGCCGGAAGCUCAGCAUCAUGUUGUCGGCCGUGCCCUCUGCGGCCGGCUACGCGCUCAUGGCGGGCGCGCACGGCCUCUGGAUGCUGCUGCUGGGGAGGAUGCUGACCGGCUUCGCUGGCGGGCUCACCGCGGCCUGCAUCCCGGUGUAUGUGUCUGAGAUUGCCCCACCCAGCGUCCGCGGGGCCCUGGGGGCCACGCCGCAGCUCAUGGCCGUGUUUGGAUCUCUGUCUCUCUAUGCACUCGGCCUCCUGCUGCCCUGGCGCUGGCUGGCCGUGGCCGGGGAGGGCCCUGUUCUGGCCAUGAUCCUGUUGCUCAGCUUCAUGCCCAACUCACCACGCUUCCUGCUGUCGCGGGGCCGGGAUGAUGAGGCGCUGCAGGCGCUGGCCUGGCUGCGGGGGGCCGCGGCCGACGUGCGCGCCGAGUUCCAGCAGAUCCAAGACAACGUGCACAAACAGAGCAGCCGAGUGUCGUGGGCCGAGGUCCGGGACCCCCGCGUGUGCCGCCCCAUCCUCAUCGCGCUGCUCAUGCGCUUCCUGCAGCAGUUGACCGGCAUCACGCCCAUCCUCGUCUACCUGCAGUCCAUCUUCAGUAGCACGGCCGUCCUGCUGCCCCCUGAGGAUGACGCCGCCAUCGUGGGCGCCGUGAGGCUCUUGUCUGUCCUCAUCGCCGCCCUUACCAUGGACCUGGCCGGCCGCAAAGUGCUACUCUUUGUGUCUGCCACCAUCAUGUUUGCUGCCAAUCUGACGCUGGGGCUCUAUGUGCAGCUUGGCCCCAGGUCCCAGAGUGCCAAUGGAACAGUGGGCCUUGAGGGCAUGUUCCUGGGGGCCACGGAGCAGCCCCCAGCCACGCCCCCCAGCUACCUCACCCUUGUGCCCCUGCUGGCCACCAUGGUCUUCAUCAUGGGCUAUGCCAUGGGCUGGGGGCCCAUCACCUGGCUGCUCAUGUCCGAGAUCCUGCCCCUGCGUGCCCGCGGCGUGGCCUCGGGGCUCUGCGUGCUGGUCAGCUGGCUCACUGCCUUCGUGCUCACCAAGUCCUUCCUGCCGCUGGUGAACACCUUCGGCCUCCAGACACCCUUCUUCUUCUUUGCCGCCGUGUGCCUGCUGAGCCUGGUGUUCACGGGCUGCUGCGUGCCCGAGACCAAGGGCCGUUCGCUCGAGCAGAUCGAGGCUUUCUUCCACACGGGCCGGAGCCCCAUCCUGCACUAGGCUGGGGACCCACGGGGCACCGCCACCCCUGCCACUCUGCUGGCCCCGGCGGGCACGUGGGCCACGGCAGAGCACACCAGGGACCAUGCCCCGCCAGGCUGAGAACGGGCCACUGCCCGUGGAGGACGUGGUGAGGCUGGAGAGAAGAGGGCUGUGGGUGGCCCGUGGGCAGGAUGCUGGUGCUGUGUUGUGAUGACAUGGCAGCAUGAAGUGCCUUGGCUGUGGGUCUGGACCCACCGGGGCCCUGCAGGCGGAGACAGUUCCACCCUGCAGAGGCCAAGGGCGGGACGCACAGGCAGCCAUGGCCUUCUCCUCAGUCCUGCCUUGGGGUGCAGGCGCUCCCCUCCAUGCACAGCGCCCUUCUUAUUUAUAUUAAUAAAGGACGUGGGCCUGUGGCUCGAGAGA
Molecule: messenger RNA, 2003 nt
Organism: Ochotona princeps (American pika)
Lineage: Eukaryota; Metazoa; Chordata; Mammalia; Lagomorpha; Ochotonidae
Gene: SLC2A6
Product: solute carrier family 2 member 6
Exons: 10
Coding region: 75-1598 (507 amino acids)
Biological process (GO): transmembrane transport
Cellular component (GO): membrane
Molecular function (GO): transmembrane transporter activity
Source: RefSeq, a predicted model, not a curated record